CAACAAGAACAGGCAAGUGAUUUGCAGCCGUCUUUUCGAUAUGGAAUGCAACAACACAAUCGAAAUGGGAUCAGCCGGAAACGACGGUGUCAACGAGACUACAGUCAGCGGUUAUACUCAAGAUUAUAAGCUCUGUGAGUACAACACACUCAAMAAAACCCUAAAGCCACUAUUYGUAUCGAUGAGGAUUAUAGGAUCGGUUUAUGGCGAUGUUUUCAAAGAAGGCUGUAUGAAGUCUAAUUCCAUAGGGUGUUCAGAUGAAAUCAUGGACCAUAAAAUCGAACAUCAAGGAAGCAAUGAGAAGGAUCYCAAGUCAUGUAGACACACUCUGGGGUUCUGUUUCUGCGUUUUCGUUGGGACAGUGCAUUUUCUCUUAGUUGGUCACGGAAUAUAUGAAAUAGCUUCCGUAGGUAACACGAUGAACAUUAUGAAAAUGACAUUUCGUUUUAGUUGGUUGUUUAUAUGCGCUUGCCAGCAUAUCGUGUGCGUAUUCAUCACCUCGUAUCGUACCAAGAAAACAAAACUUACCAGAUUUGACAGGUUUSUCAAGGCUAUGCUUUUAGUAAGAGAAGAAAGCGUCCUUAAGACCAAACACCGUGUGAUAAUUAAUCUCAAAUGUGGCUGGAUCUAUAUGAUGAUCAAUGCAUUGGUUUUCUGGAUAGGAUUUUCUUUAAGAGAACCAGAUAUACUCGAAAUAUUGCUAGGAAGCUCAGACUGGUCUCUUACUCAUUCUGAUAAACUUAUCUAUCCUUUUGCAAUUAUGGUUCCAUUCGUGGUUGGCACCUGGGCAAUUCCAACGUGUUUAUACAUUUCCAUGUGCAAUGUGGUCGGUGGCUGCUUUGACGAUCUUUUCGACCGGACUUCCUCUGCAAUUUUAGAAAAGAARCAUAUCGAUCUGAAAAAUCUUCGUCGAGAGUAUGUCCGCCUGAGUAACCUCCUUUCYGCUCUAAAUGACUUGCUGUCACCUCUUGGGAUGGUGAUGUUUUCAAUUUACUUUCCAGUAAUAUGUCUUAACAUCAAUAUAGGUAUACGGACAUUUGAACCAGGUCACUCUGUUAUCCACCGUGUGGCUUACGUUUCGUGGAUGGUAUUGAACUCUUCAAUUCUCUUUCUUAUUUCUUUGAAUGGAGCUCGGGUAAAUGAAGCGGUAGGUAACACACAAUGCAAACUGAUGAAUUAG
Exaiptasia diaphana is the source of this 1180-nucleotide messenger RNA. RefSeq lists its product as uncharacterized. Gene Ontology annotation, biological process: sensory perception of taste. The record is from RefSeq and is a predicted model, not a curated record. The coding region runs from base 41 to 1180 and encodes 379 amino acids. Lineage: Eukaryota; Metazoa; Cnidaria; Anthozoa; Actiniaria; Aiptasiidae. The transcript is spliced from 2 exons. Gene Ontology annotation, cellular component: membrane.